Purpureocillium lilacinum is the source of this 726-nucleotide messenger RNA. RefSeq lists its product as uncharacterized. Lineage: Eukaryota; Fungi; Ascomycota; Sordariomycetes; Hypocreales; Ophiocordycipitaceae. The record is from RefSeq and is a predicted model, not a curated record. Gene Ontology annotation, molecular function: hydrolase activity, acting on halide bonds, in C-halide compounds.
AUGGCACGCACCGCCGUCGCAUUCGACCUGUACGGCACCCUGCUGUCCACCGAGUCCAUCGCACGACACCUCGCGCGUCUGUAUGGAGAUGAGAGGGCCAAGGCCAUCGCCGCACAGGCGAGGCGGUAUCAGCUCGAAUACACGUGGCGCAUCAACAGCAUGGGCGCAUAUCGCUCAUUCAGCGACCUGACGAGGUGGUCAUUCCGGCAAGCCACCGCAGAGGCCGGUGUACAGCUCACACCGGAGCAGGAAGAGGAGAUCAUGGACGCUUACAACGGCCUCGACACCUUUCCCGAGGUCGGCAAGGCGCUCACCACGCUGGCCGAGACGCCUUCCUUAGACCCGUACAUCUUUUCCAACGGCACCGUCUCCAUGAUCACGUCGUCUCUCAAGACGUCCCCGUCGCUGGCGCGCGCGAGCAACGUGCUGCCACCGGCCAAGGUGGUCAGCGUCGACCCCCUCAAGGUCUUCAAGCCGGACCCGCGGACAUAUCAGCACAUGGCCAAGACAGCCGGCUUUGAGGGCCAGCUAGGCAGUGUCUGGCUCGUGAGCUCGAAUCCGUUUGAUGUCGCGGGGGCGGUGGCGGCAGGACUCAAGGCCGCGUGGGUUGAUCGGGCUGGAGGCGGCUGGGUGGACGGGCUGGGCGGCGCCACAGACAUCAAGCCCACGGUGAUAGUCAAGGGCGUGGAUGAGGCGGUCGGCCAGAUUCUGCGUCUGUCGGCCUGA